Molecule: messenger RNA, 195 nt
Organism: Babesia bigemina
Lineage: Eukaryota; Apicomplexa; Aconoidasida; Piroplasmida; Babesiidae
Exons: 2
Coding region: 1-195 (64 amino acids)
Source: RefSeq, a predicted model, not a curated record
AUGGCCAAUAGUGGCCGUUUCGUGGAUGAGCUGGCGUCAAACGCGGACGCGUCGCAAAAAUUUUCUGAAAUAGCCGAGGCUGUUGUAGCCAACACUUGCUCUACGAAAACAGGUUCGAAGAAACUGAAGAGCCCCUCGCACACGCGUGUUACAGCGAAGCAGUCUUCACCAUGCAGCACCACACUAGAUUGGUAG